Molecule: messenger RNA, 2470 nt
Organism: Seminavis robusta
Lineage: Eukaryota; Bacillariophyta; Bacillariophyceae; Naviculales; Naviculaceae
Source: the annotation of a GenBank genome assembly
UAGCUAGCUAGCUAGCUAGCUAGCUAGCUAGCUAGCUAGCUACCGGUAGCAAAGGAGGGAGGUUUUUCCGUUUAUGAUGAGAAAAUCCAGCCACAAGAAAGCCCACACAUUAUUUAUUUGGCAAGAAAACAAACAUCUCAUAUUCUGAGUUCCGAGAGAGCCUUCGCCUUUGUUUAUCUAUUGCAACACGCAAGUCCAACUACGCCAUGGGAUUGACGGAAGAGAGUCCAUUCUGUGUUGCCGUGCUUUCCUUUGACAGAAAGGAUGGCAAAACCGAGUACAAGCUCGAGCAAGUCAACUCAACCUUUGUCGCCUCGGUUGCCCCUCUUUUCAAAAUCCAGGAAUCCCUAAAGGAGAAAUCCUUCGCUCAAGUGCUCACCGCAAACAAGGAGCACCAAACGGUACUAGAAAAUGCCAUUGAGGAAGUUGCCGUCAACCCAAAGCCGGCGCGAGCCCGAGCUCAAAGCAUUGAGGUCUUGACGCUGGCAGAAGAGGAUCAGGGAUUUCCAAUCAAGAGACAUUUUGAUUGGCUUGUCUCCAAGUCCACGCCCGGCCAGAUUGUCUUGUAUGGAGAUCGCUGCCACCAACAGGACAUCGAACAACGCGCCCAGGAUGCCGAGCUUGUCGACUUCUUCAACAAUGCUCCAAUCGCUUUGCACUGGCUUUCGGGAGAAGGGAUUGUUCUGUGGGCCAACAAGAGAGAGUUGGAAGUCUUGGGAUAUACCGAGGAAGAGUACAUUGGACAGCCCAUCAUGAAGUUCUGUCCUGACGAGGAGGAAUUGGUGCUCGAAAUUUUUAAGCAGUUGGGCAGUGGCAACACCAUUAAGGAUGUUCCCGUUCGUUUUCGAACCAAGGAGGGCAAGAUUGUUAACCUUCUGAUCGACUCCAAUGUCAAGUAUGACGAGUAUGGCAAGUUUGCGCACACUCGAUGCUUUAUUCGGGACGACACCGGUCGCAAGAUUCACGAAGCCAAAGCGCAGUUGCUGCUGGAAGAGACAAAGCGGUCUCUCAAGAUGUUGGAUAACUUCAUGAGUCGUUCGUUGCAUCAUGUCCGCACUCCCCUUCACAUUCUUCAAAACAGCAUGGAUCUGAUCCAGGAUCAGGUUCAGACGAUGAAGCGAUUCGCCAGUGAGGAAAAGGUAUCCACGAAAUUUCAGGAGGCAAUCCAGGAAUCGGAAGUUCUCCUCACAGAUGCAACAGAACAAAUCCAGAACAGUGUCGUCCUAUUGGAUGACAUCUCCGACCUUGCCAAGCUUGAUCAGCAGCAGGAACUCAAGCUGAACAAGGAGCUGGUCGAUAUCAAAACCAUUGGUCGGGAAGUCUUUGGUAUGAUUGAUAUCCCCGAUGAUGUGGACGCGGCUUUGGAGUUUCACGGAGGAGGAUCCACUCAUUUGAACACGGACAAACACUAUCUGAUGAAAGUGCUUAGGCACUUGCUGGAUCAUUGUGCGAAUGGUCAAGAUGCUCAGUACAACUUCUCGGAUCAGGAACACCGCCACAUUUCCCUGUUCGUUGGAAACAAGGGUGAUGUCUGCCAGUUCCAAGUGGUGGUGUCGGUCGACAGCGACCUCCCUUCCGGUGAUAUGACCAAGUUGCUUGGAGGUGAAAAGCCAGGCACUGAUCUGCCUCCAAUUUUCCAAAAAUAUCACCAGGAGCUCCUUCCCGACGAGAUCCGGGAUGUCGCUGCCGCGGGAGGACUGCGAAGCAAGAUUGAAGCGAGCAUCAACAGUCAGCGUUUCGACAGUCUGAACAUUGGACUGUCACUCUCGUAUCACUUGGUGGCUGCGUUGGGAGGAGACUUGCGGUACUCCUCUGAAAGCACCCGCAAUUGCUUCUCCUUUGGAAUCCCCCAUUCUAGCACCGAACUCUCCGUCGAGCGAAUUGUGUUCAAAUCCAAGACCAAGAGCAAGAAUAAGUUCGCCAAGGUACCCGAAAUCAAGCCAGCCGAGAGCCCCAAGCAGGACAUUGUCUCCCGCGGAGUUAAAGCUUUCGAACCACCCUCUGUUUUGGUGGUCGAGGACGUUCCCAUGUGUGCCAAGCUGCUUUUGAAGCAACUCAAUCGGCUCAACUGUUCAACAAAGUGGGCCGAGAACGGCCAAGUUGCCGUCGACAUCAUCAAGGAGACGAACCCUGGUGUGUACGACUUGAUACUCAUGGAUAUUCGGAUGCCCAUUAUGGAUGGUAUCGAAGCUACCCGAAUCCUAAAGAAAGAGCUGGGCUGCACCACUCCAAUCAUAGCUUUGACAGGCGAAGUGGGCGAGGAUAUCAGAGAACAGUGCAAAGCCCUCUCAUUUGACGGUUUUCGCAACAAGCCACUCAAGAGAGACGCGUUGCUUUCGAUUCUGAACGAGCAUUUGGGAUACACAGCCCCCACUGGGCCUUCACAGUAAGUUUGAACCGGCCGCUUGUCGAUUCUAGUUUAGGAGGUAGAGAUCCAGUGUAUUGUAUAGAAAAUUGAUUCAUCAUACCC